This is a messenger RNA of Mizuhopecten yessoensis (Yesso scallop), 2081 nucleotides long. RefSeq lists its product as uncharacterized. The record is from RefSeq and is a predicted model, not a curated record. Lineage: Eukaryota; Metazoa; Mollusca; Bivalvia; Pectinida; Pectinidae. The annotation marks the transcript as partial. The transcript has 3 exons.
AAACACAUAUGAGAAAGAAGUCAAAGCUAAGAAGGGCGUGUCAAAGACUGGCAAACAUUCUGGGUCUAAGCACAAGAAACCUGAGGCCCAUGUGUACAUUCCUCCUAUGAGACAGCAGAAAGAUGAAAAUUUGAAAGAAGAAAUGUUUUGUUUGGAGUUUGAAGACAAAAAUGGAGAAGUUUACAACUUCACGGUCUACCAGUGUGACAGAGCUGGGGCGGUUGCUAGAAGAAUUGGUCAAGAGGCACAGUUACCUCCCUUGUUUGUGGGUGCACUGGAGGAGAGACUACAGCAAGAGUUUGAAAACCAUGCCAGUCAGAACAAUCCUAUUUCCUGAACACUUACCAGACUAAGGGUCACUCACCAAGCCUGUCUCCACAGGUUUCUGAUCAAAGGUUCUAGCAUGCUAAAUUGGAUGAUUCUGCUGUGGCCAGGGACUGGCUACACAAGUAGCCUGACCAUGAGUAUCAGAGCUGUCUCAGUUCAGGAACAAAGCUUGUCGGACACCAAACAGCAUUGCAGUGUCGACAGAUGGUCAAAGUUUGCAAUUUCUUCACCUUUGUACGUUUGUCAUGGACUAGUACACUUUUUUGAACUGGACUGAUUCUGUUUUAGAUAGACUAUUAAAUACACUUGACUCUAUCCCUUAGCAGUGCUGUAUCAUGCUUCCGCUCGCUGUGCUCUUGUUUACCUUCAGAUGCAGAAAUAUAGAGCAUAUCUUGGCCACUGUUAUAUAUACGGACAUUAAACUUGGUAUCUAGGAACAUCAUGAGAAGGCACUGAACAGGACACUAUAAUCCCCACUUAACCUUGAUGUUGAGGACCCCAAAUACAGAUUUCUGUGCCAUAUCUUAUGCAAAGAUUCAUGUAGGGAGAUCAUGCUUCGUAUGCUUAUACCUACCAUGGUCAGAUGAUGUGUAGCAUACCAAAAAAGGAUCAGUUAAACCUCUCUUCUGUAUCGUUUUAUAUAAAAAUCUUAAGGUGUGUGAACAAAGUCCCCACUUCAAAUUAAAUCUAGUUUCCUAAUAUUCCUUUAUGUAUUUCCAUUAUAAUAUGGCCAAACCCCUUUAUAUAAAGCUAACACUUUAAUGGGCAAAAAGUUAGCAUGAUAAAAUUGUUUUAGUAUAUCAUUUUGAAGCAUUCCAGAAAGUUUCCUUACUAUUGUAGCCCCUGUAGGUAUACUGGAUAAUACGAAUGUUUUGUGUUGCGCAUGAGCAUUUUUUCAGACAUCAUCUACUGGGUGUAUUGAAUGUACAGUAUCAGCACAGAGGUAAACAAGAGUAAACACCUCACCAGGUGCUGAGUAGCUGAUAGAUAGCUAUGUUGCAGGCAUAAAGGCUUUUUUGUAGAGUUUCCAUACGCUAGACAUGAUACAGUAAUAGCAGUAUUUUCUUAAGGGAUCAUUGUGUUUACUUUUCAAGUCAAACAAAAGGAACACAGGGCCUUACCACUCACAUGAGAUUUAUGACCUAAUUAAAAUGAAAAAAGAUGAACAGACACUGUAAGAGGCAUACUACUUUAUGGCACAAUAAUGUUUACAUCAUUAUGAUCAUACUGAAAGUUCAAAACAGACUUUCAAGACAAUUGAAUGGCGGCCAUAUUUUAUUUCAAGUCUGACUCAGGACCAUGCCCUAAUCAUUUACAUGAAGUUUCAGCAGUAGAAUUUGAGUUUAAUUAUCAAAUAGGUUUUCAAAAUGGCUGCAAUGGUGGCCUUAUUGGAUUUCAAAUCGACUUGACAAUAAGAAGAAUUUGUCAAGACCAUGUUUUGUCAAAAUUGCUUUCGUAGAGUUUGAGUUUAAAUUCCAUUUUUUUUUUUUUAAUUGCUGCCAUGUUGGUAUUCAAAUCAGGUUUAAAAAAACAUUAAUUGGUCAGGACCAUGUGUUUAUCAUUUCCAAUAAGUUUCAGCAAAAUUGUUAUACUGGUAAUUUGAGCUUAAAAGAGCAGCUGAUUUAGCUACUUUGUGUCUAGAAUUUAUGUCUGUUUUACAUGCCUCACAUUGAAAUCGGAAAUAUAAAUAAGUUUGUGUUCAAGGGGUUCGGAUCCAAGGUCUAGUUCAUUGUUUGUAAAUAAAAAAUCUUAAU